Messenger RNA from Symbiodinium sp. CCMP2456, 1530 nucleotides. The record is from the annotation of a GenBank genome assembly. NCBI's taxonomy places the organism in Eukaryota, Dinophyceae, Suessiales, Symbiodiniaceae.
AUGAUGGUUGCUGAUGAAAUGGUCCUCGUGUGGGUGUCCUCCGUUCCUGUGGCCACGCUGGGCCUUUUGCUCGGCAGAGAUUUCCUCGACGCGGUUGCCGGCGUCCUUGACUUUGCUGAACGGACUCUUCUCUGCCGUGCCUUUAAUUCAAAGAGGGCUGCCUUGAAGCAGUUGUCGGCUGGACAUUUGGCUUUGCCUUUGAUCCCGGAGGUCUGGCCUGACCUUUGCAGCCCGCGCUGGCGAAAACUCGGGCCGGACAAUGUGAUAGAGACACGUUUGGAUUGCAAGGCCUGGGCCCGGCAGUUGAUGAAGACCCCUUCCCGAGCAGCUGCGUCGAGUGUUUCAGGAGGUGAUUCGCACAGCCACAACAUGACUGAAGCCAGCCUUGCCUUGGGCCGUCGCGUGUUUGAGUACAACUCGGUGCUUCUGACCUUGGCCCAAAAGAUGUGUGUGGAAACGCCGGUUGUGAAAGCCCCUGCUGCCUCCUCUGUGACGGUUCGUUCCAAGGAUGGCGGCGGCCGGCGCGGCACUUCGACCCUCUUCCGCUCCUGGUUUGGGAGCCCUCGGCGGCUUCGGCGACGACACGGUGCUCGGGCGCUCCUUUCCCAGAUGGCGCAGGAUGGUGAUCCGAAGCUUGGCCCGGUGGACAUGGGCAAAAGAAGGCCUUCGUCUUGCCUUGGUCAAGCGGCCCGACUUGCGCUUCUUGCCGUUUCCGUGGCCCUCGGUUACUUCGGUGGCUUUGUGGAAAGCGCAGGCGUGUGGACGGCCUCGGCGCUGAGCUCUAUGACUUGGUUUCGAAACCGCUUCGGCCUUCGCUUCUCCUUCCUCGAGGACCCCUUCCUGCAGGGCAUGUUGGCCGUGACCUCGACCAAGGGUCACUCUGCGCGAGUUCGGGCAGCCAUGGUGAAAGAAGCUCAGCAGGAGGCGGCCAAGGAAGCGGAUCGGAUGCAGGUGGCCCGCUCCUUGAUUGGGCCGCGAGGUGGCCUCCCGACAUUGAAGGCCGACCUCCUUCGCUUGGCUGCCCUGUUGGAGGUGAAGGUCUCGGAGCGAGACAAAGUGGACGACUUGAAGGCCAAACUUCGCCCCAUGGUCGCCCUCCUCAAGAACGAGACCUCCUCUUCAAAGCCGGCUCCCCUGAGCUCCAGCGGUUCUAUGCCCUCCUCCUCGACCCCUUUGCCAAGGUCUACGCCAGCUUUGCCGACGAGCUCGCCUAUGCCCUCGCCCCCACCGAUGUCGAGGCUGCAGGCACAUGGAUCGGAAGCCGAGGUUGUGAGCAUGAGUGUUUUCACGUCAUACAUGGAGCAGAUGGACCACAAGUACCAGGACAUGCUGCAGCAGGCGACUUCGCAACAGCAGGCAAUGCUCAACCAGGUCCUUCACCACAUGAUGCAGAUGCAGGCGGCGCAGACCCAGGACGCCGACACGUUAAUGGAAGGGGACGAGGGCUGGUCAACGGUCACUCAGCCCAACGACGACCCGCCGGUGGACCCGAGACGGGAGCAGCUGGGAUGCCUGGAGAAGCCACUUUGA